AUGCCCGCCGCAACACUAGCAGCGACUUCACAGUCGAACCCUUUCAUCCGCCAACUCGCCUCAAGCAACCGCACAACCCGCGACCGCGCCCUCGACUCCCUCCGAACGUUCCUCCAUCGCCCCACACCCUUCAGCACCCUCGACCUCCUCAAACUAUGGAAAGGUCUCCACUACUGCAUGUUCAUGUCCGACAAACCCCGCAACCAACAACGCCUCGCUCGAGAUCUAGCCGAGUUAGUCGACGUCCUCAAAACCACCACAAUGAAAAUCCAAUUCAUCGCAGCAUUCUGGAAGACGAUGAGUCGAGAAUGGAGUGGCAUUGACGGGCUGCGGAUGGACAAGUAUCUCUACCUCGUAAGAUGUUACAUUGGCAAAGGAUUCGAGGUCUGCGCGAAGAGCAAAGCGUGGACGAAAGACGGGGAGGAGGAUCCAGUGUGGAAGGAGUAUGUUGCGGCCUUGCAGGAGGAGGGAGGGCCGUUGAGUUUAGAGGAUGCGAAGAACCAGGUUCCGGUGGGGUUGAGGUUGCAUGUGUUGGAUAUUUGGGUCGAUGAGCUGGAGAAGGUGGAUGUGAAGGGGGAGGUGCCGGUGGAGAAGAUCAUGGGACCGAUACAGGAGUUGGCGGAUAGGACGCUCACGAGGAGUGUGAGGGUUAGAGCGAAGGAGGCGCUGAGGGAUGAUCGGAUACGGAAGAGGAGGGGUGAAGUCAGUGAGGAGGAGGAGGAAGAGGAAGAUGACGAGGAAGAUGCGGGCGAGGACGAUGAUUUUGGUGGCUUUGAUGAUUGAGGAUGCAUCUGGAAUACCUUUUUGAGCGAUGGAGCUGGGGCGUUUUCUGUUUUACGAAUUCGAAAUAUCGCGAGUCUCCUGCGCCAGAUCUCAGAAGACGCAGGCCUCGAGCCUCAAGCUCACGGCAACGGCGACGCGCGAUCCACAUCUCUGAACGGAUUGUUGCGGCGGCAGGAGUGAAGAAGAAAGAUGUGCAUCGUCUGCAACCUGGUUCAUUAUGCUUCUGUUCUGCAUAGCUGGAAAACACUCCUGCAACUGGGAGGAUCAUG
Zymoseptoria tritici IPO323 is the source of this 1052-nucleotide messenger RNA. RefSeq lists its product as uncharacterized. The record is from RefSeq and is a predicted model, not a curated record. The coding region runs from base 1 to 783 and encodes 260 amino acids. The transcript has 2 exons. Gene Ontology annotation, cellular component: nucleus; preribosome, small subunit precursor; preribosome, large subunit precursor. Lineage: Eukaryota; Fungi; Ascomycota; Dothideomycetes; Mycosphaerellales; Mycosphaerellaceae. Gene Ontology annotation, biological process: rRNA processing.